AGAGAAGAAGAAAUAGAGCUCACAGACUCAAAUUUCUCCCUCUCUCUCUAAAAUUCUUAGGGUUUUCGUUUUUUUUUUUCCUGAAGAUUUCUAGAGAAGAUUAUCGGAGAUUUUUUUGUUUGACUGUGUCUGGUAAUGCUGUGAGGAGAAAUGGCGUUUCAAGGAAAGAAACUAAUCAACGAUCCAAAUGAUGUUGUGAUUGAGUUCAUCGAAGGUUUAAUUGAAACUUAUCCGAACUUACAGUACUUGGAUGGUUUCCCUCAGAUUAAAGUUGUUGUGCGCGCUGAUGUUUCAAGUUCAACCUAUGACAAAGUGGCAGUAAUCUCAGGUGGUGGUAGUGGGCAUGAACCUGCUCAUGCUGGAUUUGUUGGGGAAGGAAUGUUGACAGCAGCUAUUUGCGGGGAUGUUUUCGCCUCUCCGCCAGUGGACUCCAUCCUAGCUGGCAUCCGAGCUGUAACUGGUGUUAAGGGAUGCCUUCUCAUUGUCAAGAAUUAUACUGGUGAUCGGUUAAACUUCGGUUUGGCGGCUGAGCAAGCUAAAUCUGAAGGUUGUAAAGUAGAGAUGGUUAUUGUUGGAGAUGAUUGUGCUCUCCCACCACCUCGUGGCAUAGCUGGACGAAGAGGUUUAGCUGGGACUAUUCUUGUUCACAAAGUUGCCGGGGCAGCUGCAGCUGCUGGUAAAGAUCUUGCUGAUGUCACUGCUGAAGCAAAAAAUGCUUCUGAAUCGGUUGGUACAAUGGGAGUUGCUUUGUCAGUUUGCACAUUGCCUGGACAGGUCACAUCAGAUCGUCUGGGCUCAGGGAAAAUGGAGCUUGGUCUUGGAAUUCAUGGAGAGCCUGGUGCUGCGGUGGUAGACCUUCAACCUGUGGAUAUAGUGAUUUCUCAUGUUCUCAACCAAAUAUUGUCAACGGAAACUCAAUAUGUGCCAAUUACAAGAGGGGGUAGAGUCGUGCUCUUGAUUAAUGGAUUAGGUGCCACCCCAUUAAUGGAACUGAUGAUAGCUGCUGGAAAGGCAGUUCCACAACUGCAAUUGGAACAUGGACUGGCUGUUGACAAAGUGUAUACAGGAUCAUUCAUGACUUCUCUUGACAUGGCGGGGUUUUCGAUAUCCAUCAUGAAGGCGGAUGAAUCCAUAUUGAAGCGAUUGGAUGCUCCAACUAGGGCUCCUUCAUGGCCAGUUGGUGCUGAUGGAGUUCGCCCACCUGCUAAGAUUCCUCUUCCAGUUCCACCAUGUCAUGCAAGAAAGAAAGAUGAGGAACCCAGUCGUCCACAGCAACUGAACGUGCAUGGCAUUAUACUUGAGGCUGGUAUUGAAGCUGCGGCUAAUGCGAUUAUUGAUCUCAAAGAUAGUUUGAAUGAAUGGGAUGGCAAAGUGGGUGACGGUGAUUGUGGAUCAACCAUGUUUAGAGGUGCAGUGGCUAUUCUUGAGGACAUGAAGAGCUACUAUCCUCUGAAUGAUGCAGCAGAGACAGUAAAUGAAAUUGCAUCAUCCAUCCGAAGGGUUAUGGGAGGGACAAGUGGAAUCAUAUAUGACAUAUUCUGUAAGGCGGCAUAUGCGAAGUUAAAGGAAAAUAGUGAAUCAGUGGUUUCACCCAAACAAUGGGCUGCUGCACUUGAAGCAUCAAUUGCGGCUGUUAGCAAGUAUGGAGGAGCAAGUGCAGGAUAUCGCACAAUGUUAGAUGCGCUUAUUCCCGCAUCGACUGUUCUUCACGAGAGGUUGGUUGCUGGUGAUGAUCCUCCUACUGCUUUUCUUCUAUCGUCUGAAGCAGCAUCCAGUGGUGCUGAAUCAACCAAAGACAUGCAAGCACAGGCGGGUCGUUCCUCAUAUAUAUCGCAGGAGAUCCUUUCAACUGUUCCUGACCCAGGUGCCAUGGCAGUAGCAGCAUGGUACAGAGCUGCAGCACUAGCUGUGAAGGACAAGUGCCAAUAGUUAUAAGAUGAAGAAUUUCUGGUGGAGCUUUUUGUAGAGUCUUUCUCCCUGGUCCUCUCGCCUAUAGCUGCAAAUUUCAAGCCAAGUAAAAAGAAAAUAUAUUUUAGCUUUUCUUUUUCACAAUUUUUUUGUGGGAUUGUAUUACUUCAUUGGAGGCUCUCCGCAUACGCAGUUGUGUGUGUACAGCUGAGAGAGCGAGUUCCAUCGAGUUCAUUGACAAGAAAGACUUUUACCGGGUUAUUUUGGAAGUGAUAUACCCGAAACUGUACUUUAUAGUAUGUUAUUAAUUACAAGUGAAUUCUGAAACUUCAAGUUGACAGUGUUAUGGUUUUAAAUACAAAUCCAUUUACUCU
Molecule: messenger RNA, 2282 nt
Organism: Papaver somniferum (opium poppy)
Lineage: Eukaryota; Viridiplantae; Streptophyta; Magnoliopsida; Ranunculales; Papaveraceae
Product: putative 3,4-dihydroxy-2-butanone kinase
Exons: 19
Coding region: 151-1929 (592 amino acids)
Biological process (GO): glycerol catabolic process
Cellular component (GO): cytosol
Molecular function (GO): ATP binding; glycerone kinase activity
Source: RefSeq, a predicted model, not a curated record